This is a messenger RNA of Anopheles funestus (African malaria mosquito), 3995 nucleotides long. RefSeq names its product tyrosine-protein kinase-like otk. The record is from RefSeq and is a predicted model, not a curated record. Gene Ontology annotation, biological process: protein phosphorylation. Lineage: Eukaryota; Metazoa; Arthropoda; Insecta; Diptera; Culicidae. The transcript has 2 exons. Gene Ontology annotation, molecular function: protein kinase activity. Bases 2126 to 2359 code for a protein of 77 amino acids.
UACUGGCAAGUACGGCCCCCGGCAAAUACAACAACGGCAACUGUGGAACAACUAAAGUGCAACACAAAAGGCAACACAUGUACCUUCGAGUCGAUUCGAACCUUUUGCAACUCUCAUCGGACCUGAUCGGAUGGUUUGUUAUUUGGACCUGUGUCAACAAUGUACCAGAAGCUAAAGCGAUUACACAAUUUAUAUCGGUGCUUGCCGUGAGCAGGAACUUCCAACACGUGUAUCACCAGCUAAGAUAUUGUCACAAGCUGGUUCGCUUGUGAAGCGGAACUGACAAGAACUGAGUUAAGUUUAAGCAUAUUCCCAGUACGGAACCAGCAAUAUUAAAAUAGUGUAUACUAACAGUAUUUUGUUAUACUACGAUCGUUUCGAUCUUCCAACUCGCUAAGCCAGGCAAUUAGUGUAAUGAAUGUGGUGUCUGUACUGGAAAAUUGGUUUGAAAUCUUAAGACCUUAAUCUCUCUCUGGAAAUGAUGGCCCGGUUAAUGAGCAAUGCUACUGAACGCUUAGCAAAGUAGUUUGAGCAGAGGUUUUUUUUAAUUACAAGUGUAUUAUAUCACCGUGACUCUUGAGCCGGGAUUGGUGCUACUUAUUGUUUCCCUCCAUCCAUGUGUGGAAUCCACCUAAUAUUUCUCUACUUAUCGGACUCAUGACCAAGUGCUUCUUUUAAUAAUUUUUUUUAACGAAGUUUAGUGCUAAGCAAUUUAAUAGAUUUUAACACUAUUAAUCCGAGUUUUAUCGACACAUACCGCCAUACAUAAGAGACUUACUGUUUUGUUAACAUUUUUAAUCCGGAUACUCAAGCAUUUUGUCUCAUACUUUUACUUGUAACGCAUUGUUUACUCACGCAUGUACGAGGUAAACCUAUUUUUCUUUUGAUAUCUUGUGUCUUUAUCUGAAAAUACUCAGCUCAAAACUAUCAAACGAAUGCGAACGUAUCUAUCAAAUAGAUUAAACAAUGCACAAAUACAUAAACGCGUUAGCCAUGGGCAAAGGAAACAAAUUAGAACAGGUUAGAUUAAAUUAAAACGAAAUGCUCCUGUUUCGGUAAUUCAUUGCGAAAAAUCGACUACCGUCGCUACUUGUUCGUUAUCUGUGAAAGUGUGAUUAAAUUUUAGCAUAUUUUAAUCGUACGCAAGAAAACUAAAAGAGAAAUCAUAGGAAUAUAAUGCGUCAUGUUAAGGUUUAUACUCCCGUGUGAAUGUGUGUGUAUGUGUGCUCGGUAUGGUGCGAUUACUGGUAUUGAGCUGGUGUGACAAACAAAACUGAACCAACCGAUCUGCAGAGCAAUAUCAUGUAGGAAACGGAUGUAAAAAGAUGACAUGAACUAAGGCGUGAAAGAUGUUAGCAAAAGUAUAUACGUAGCAUGUAUAACGUACUCUGUUAUGUUAAGAAAGAUAUAAACAAUCUAACCGCGGUGUCUACUACUACUAAUGAAUAGCAGAAAAAACACAUAUAUUUAGUGUACAUUAGCCAUAGGUUGGGGAAGAAUCUUCGGUGAAAAGAAUAGUAAAACAAAUACGAUUUACAGGCAGGAGAUGACACUAGUCUAGACAAAUCUUUUCGUUUCAUGCUGAUGUGAACACCUCUCGCAACAGUGUGAGCUGAAAAUAUAAAGAAUUUGUGUGAGUGUGAGCAUGUUCCUCCUCCACCGCUACUGGUCAUACAGGUUUAAAAAAGGAGAUAAAUCUUAUUGUAACACCAAAAUUCGUUGAAUUGGCAACAUCCAGCUCCAUCCAUCCAUUGAAUAAGGCGAACGGCGAUUCGGUAAACUACGAAUGAGCCGUUGGUAGCGUAACAUUUUGAAGGAAGUAGUGUACCGUUGUGAAGAAAGUGUAGCGUUUUGUUUUAGAAACAAAAUACUAUAUUUACACAGAAACAUUCGCGCUGUAAAGUGAUGUAAAUGGUCUAUUGUCGAAAUUAGGGCAUCCCUUGUUACUGUCAGUGAAACACCCUAGCUAAUUGAUCAGAUUGGGAAUGUAAUAGAAGUUGGUUCGGAGUGGUUUGGUUUGUCUUUGUCUGCCUGUGUCCGUCUAUGUGUAUGUGUGCAUGUCUUUUCAACCGGUGAUUAGUGUGGUAAAAUAGGAGAAAUAAAACAGCAACAAAUUUAUCAUGAAAUGGCUAGUUUAAUUGUAAUCAUGAUGGCACAUCUCUGUCAUUUGGAACUGUUCCGUACGGUUUCCCAUCGGAAUGUGGUGCAGCUGUUUGGUCUGUGUCGGGAUAAGGAUCCACACCAUCUGCUGCUGGAGUACACCGAUUGGGGAGACUUGAAGCAAUUCCUGUUGGCUACCUCACCGAUCACGCCACCCAAUGGAACUGUUGACAGCAACAAGAAGGUUGCCGAAGGAUGAGUUUAUUACAAAACUGAAUCGUACCUUCCUGCAGGGAUCUGGCAACCAAAAUCGUAAUGCCUCAAAGGUAGAAGAAAAACAAAACCUCUAAGCUUUGGCAAAAGAAAAACGCGCAUAUUGUUAUGCGAAAAAUCAGAAAUCAAUAAAAUUUAACAUUAUCUAAAACAGUACCACGGAGGCUUUUUGGUGUUCAAGUUUGUGGAUCACAGUUUAUUCGUAUCCGAUGCUCGUACCAAUGGCGGUUCUAAUUUUAGGCACGGUAGGUGGCCGCCUAGCUGGGCCUGGAAUAACGGUAAUGUGUAACAAUGUUAGUAGCCGAAGAAAACCUUUCUCCUAGCCACGGCACACUAGCCAACAAUGUAUAAAUAAUUAAUUGCCUUAAUUUAAACUUUAAAGCGUUUUUCUACUAACUACAACAAUAGUGUGUUAAAUUAUUAAAGUGUUUAAAUCCCUACAUUUUCUAUGCCAUAAAUGUAAGUGCGGAUUUGCUCGAGAUUAGAAGGAGGAGUUUUAGAAUAGAACUUUUUUACUCUCUCUCUGAACGCGAGAGAAGCAUGUGCGAAAGAAUAAAAUGCGAGAGAUAAGAUCGGGCGACCGCUUCGCCAAUUAUAGUUGUGUAGGUGUGAUAACGAAGCAGGAGAGAUAAUGACAAUGAGCAAAGGAGAUAUUACGAUCAGUAUCGAUCGGACCACCAUACACUACAGUUAUAAGAGGCUUUUGGGACCUCGGCGUCCUUCCUUAGUACAUAGAAAAUAUUAUCAAAAGUUGUAUUUUAGUGCCAAAAAGUGAUCCUCGAGGAUCUUAUUACAUAAAAACAAUGUUUGUACAUUAAUAAGUGUGUUAAUGUGACGUAAAACAGUGAAAAAUUGUCUAGCACGUGUUUCAAUUGUUCCGAAGCGUCGGCUUGGGUUUGUGUCAGCGUAUGCUGCCGCGAGACUUGUUAGUAAGUGUAAGUGAAGGCAGAAUCCCACUGUGUAGUGGUAAAGCUUAUUGCUACCGAAGCAAAUCCUUUCGGGAAUUCAAAAUUUCAUCUCUUUAUGAUUGAAUCUAUCGCUGAAGAUUGUACAAAACCGGUUUAGCUUGAAAAAUGUUAAACCAAAAUGAAGGACGCUAUGAUAGAUGGUGUGUCGAGGUAGUGUGGUUGCUUUCUUAGUAACUAUUGGGAUGGAAUGAUCUAAUGUGUAAUUUCAAAUCUAACGAUAUCGUGGCGAUGGUGGUUUUUUCAAAUUCAAAAUUUUUCUUCCUGCGCAGGCAAUAUGCUUUCUCGCGUUCUUGCGUUGCGCCUAAGGAAAUGAACGUGCGUGUACUAAGCUUGCUUGUGUUGUGUAGUGCAUUAUGCCAAAAAAUUUUGUCAUAAAUCAUGGCAUAAACGUGUAGUGUUUGUUUUUAUCGAAACCUCGUUGGUUGUUUUUUGAUGAAAAAAUGUGAUAUCUAAUAAUCAAUGAGCUUAUUGCUUAUUUAAUUCGUUUAUUGAAAAAAUGUGGCCAUUGCAGGCGAGUGAUUUAAAUGUGUCAAAGCGUAUUGAAGUGAGUAGAUGCCUUUGGGCUCAGGAAAAAAGUGUUGGUUUUUUAAAGAUAAAAAGGUAUGUCUGUGUAUCAAUGAGCUCAUUGCUUAUUUAAUUCGUUUAUUGAAAAAU